Molecule: messenger RNA, 3568 nt
Organism: Coturnix japonica (Japanese quail)
Lineage: Eukaryota; Metazoa; Chordata; Aves; Galliformes; Phasianidae
Gene: DNAJB5
Product: DnaJ heat shock protein family (Hsp40) member B5
Cellular component (GO): cytosol
Molecular function (GO): protein-folding chaperone binding
Source: RefSeq, a predicted model, not a curated record
GGGGGUGGGAUGGAGGCUGGCAUGACUCCCACCAGCCAAAGACCUCUCGGUGCAUGCAGGAGGUUUGGGCAGGGUUUGCUGUAAGGUUGUAGGAGUCACUCUGGAGUCUGUGGGAGCACCAAUUUGGGUGAAAUCUGCUGUUCGGGGUGUAGAAGCAGUCUGUGUGUGGUCUGCUGUUCGACCUUGCUGCAUGUGGCCUGUUUUCCUUAGGGGAUAUCUCGGCCAGGAGCUUCCGUGUGUCUGGAGGCUGUGACCUGGUCUGGAUGGGGGCAGUGGGCUGCUGCAGCCCCUGGGUGAGGAGUUUGGCCACGAUGCUCCGGGUGAGGCUGUGGUAGUGCUUUAUUCCUGCAGCGUGGCACAAAACAACCUUUAGGGCCACCUGUGGGGACCCACUGCGUCCCCCACACCUUGUCACAGGCUCCUGCUGGGAGUCAUAGAGCAGAUGCAGAUGGUGGUGGGCACGGGGUAGAGCAUCUCGUAAUGGCUGUGUGGGCUUGGCGGCUCUUAGCGCAGAAGCUGGAGGGCUGUGCUGGUACAGAAACGUGCUGGCAUUUAGAAGCUGGGAUCUGAAGAUGCUGUAGGAUGCUCUUUACGCCCCCAGAGGCCUUCUCAUGUCUCUAACAAUAGCUCUGCGCUGCCUCUCCAUUCUGCCCCACAGGCAUAUGGGGCAGAGUUUGGUGUCUGGUCCCAUCCUCCAGACCUGACGCCACGUAACACUGUGGGGCUGGAGCAGAGGGGUAAAAAUGGUGGUUUGGAGGAAGGUAAAAUCAUAGAAUCAUUAAGGUUGAAAAAAGACCUCUAAGAUCAUCUAGUCCAACCAUCAUCUCAUUACCACCGUGCCCAAUAAACCAUGUCCCUGUGGAUGGACCCAAUGGGUCCAAGCUAUUGCCACGGAUGCCAGGGUCAUUGUGCAGCCCUGCAGAUGUGGGCAGCAAGCACAACAGCCUCCCCUGCUCUGCUGUAGAAAGGGUAACCCCCAAGACCUCCACUGGGUCUGGUUGGAGCAAGGACAGGGGAACCUCUGAUGGCCCUGAAGAUGGACAUCUGAUGCACAAACAUGUCAAAGGGCUGGAGCUGCCCAAGAGGAGCAAGGGUGGCAUUAGAACGUGGGUCUAGAGAAGGGAGUGGGAUGUGAGCACAAGCACUUAGUGGAGGGCACUGAGCAUCAGAGGGUUGGCUAAGGCAAGGGCUGGGGAAGAACACAGCAAGGAUAUUAGGUUGGAUAUUAGGAAAAAAUUCUCUUCAGAAGGAGUGGUGAGGUGUUGGGACAGGCUGCCUGGAGAGCUGGUGGAGUCACUGCCCCUGGAGCUGUUAAGUAAUGUGGAAGUGUGGCUCUGAGGGAUGCACUCAGUGGGCAUGGUGGGGUGGAUUGGGGUUAGGCUUGGUGAUCUUAGUGGUCAUUUCCAGCCCUAAUGAUUGAUUCUAGGGAGAAAGUACCUGGUGUGGGAUGGUUUAGGAGGGACAGGAGCCUUCAGCAGGGAAACCAAAUGGGGAGAGGCAAUGGAAAAUGUUGUUUGGGAAGCGUGGCCUCAUGGCUCCUUGGGCUGCUCCCCGAGUUUCCAUGACUGUGCUGGGUUCAUUGUACCCUUAGCGUGCCUAUGGAGUGAAUUAACUGCCUCCCCUUCUCUUUGGGCUGUGGCUGCUGGGUUUUCAAUGCCUUAGUAUAGGCAUGGCUUGGUCCUGAGCCUCCCACAUGAUGGAGAAAGUGAGUGCAGGGAGCCACUGCCUGCGCUGACCUCACCGCGUCGUGUCAGGCUGCGAUGGCAUUUCACCGUCUCUUAUAACACUUAAUAAUUCUGGCUUACUGCAGUGGUUACGUGGAGACUCCAAGGGAGUGCAAGUCAGGCUAGAAAGCAUUUUAUUUAAUUUUUUUUUUUUUUAAGAAAAAAGCCUCCCACCAUCGCAAGAUGUUUCUGUCUAACGGCUUCAUUCCCUCUGCGCUAAAUACAAAUUACAGCUCUGACAUGCUGGAAGCACUUAUCUCCAGCUGAAUGCCAAUUGCUUUCAAGAACAAAAUGUUUGAAGUUCCUCUAAGGUGAGCGCGGCGGCGCAGUCCCCGCUGCUCCCUCAGCCAUGCUGGUGCCCUGUAUGGGGCUGCAGAUCCACGAGGCAAGGGGGUGGGGGGGGCACAGCUGUAUUUAGCCUGUCACGCCUACAACAGCCUCGUCCUCACCCCUAUAAGCACCCUGCUCGUCGUGCAGUGCUCCCUGUCCAGCCAGUGGAGCGCACAGGAUGGAUCCUUCUAUCCCCACCUUGGCAAUGGGGCAGGGGAAGCUGCAGCCAAGGGACACGCUGGCUGUGCCACAUUAACGCGUCCUGUGCUUUGCCUGUGCCACAUCUGGGAGGAGAACUUGGAGCUGGGGUGGCAGUGGUGCUGCUGGACGGAAUAAGUACUCAGCACCUGGCAGCGUCGCCACCGUCAUGGGGAAGGACUACUACAAGAUUUUGGGCAUCCAGUCCGGAGCCAACGAGGAUGAAAUCAAGAAAGCGUACCGGAAAAUGGCCCUCAAGUAUCACCCCGAUAAGAAUAAAGACCCCAACGCUGAGGAGAAAUUCAAGGAGAUCGCGGAGGCUUACGAUGUGCUGAGUGACCCCAAGAAGCGAGCUGUGUACGACCAGUACGGGGAGGAAGGUCUUAAGACUGGAGGUGGCUCCUCAGGUGGCUCAGGGAACACUUUCCACUACACGUUCCAUGGAGACCCCCACGCCACUUUUGCGUCUUUCUUCGGAGGCUCCAACCCUUUCGAUAUCUUCUUUGCCAGCAGCCGCUCCCGGCUGUUCAACGGCUUUGACCAGGAAGAUAUGGAUAUCGAUGAUGAUGAUGAUCCUUUCAGUGCCUUCGGCCGGUUCGGCUUCAACGGCAUCAAUGGGGUUCACCGACGGCACCAGGAGUCCCUGCACACGCGGAGGAAGGUCCAAGACCCGCCUGUCAUCCAUGAGCUCAAGGUGUCCCUGGAAGAGAUCUACCACGGCUCCACCAAGAGGAUGAAGAUCACCCGCAGAAGGCUCAACCCUGAUGGCCGGACCAUGCGGACUGAGGAUAAGAUCCUCAACAUUGUCAUCAAACGGGGUUGGAAGGAGGGAACCAAAAUCACAUUCCCCAAAGAAGGAGACGCCACCCCAGACAACAUCCCUGCUGACAUCGUCUUCAUCCUCAAGGACAAGCCUCACUCGCACUUCAAGAGGGAUGGGACAAAUGUGGUCUACACCGCAAACAUCAGUCUUAAAGAGGCCCUAUGUGGCUGCACCGUGAACAUUCCCACCAUUGACGGGAGGGUGAUCCCGCUGCCCUGCAACGACAUCAUCAAGCCAGGCACAGUGAAGAGACUGCGUGGGGAGGGGCUGCCUUUCCCCAAGGCCCCCAGCCAGCGAGGAGACUUGAUCGUGGAGUUCAAAAUCCGCUUCCCGGACAGAAUAGCUCCCCAGACGAGACAGAUCCUCAAGCAGCACCUCCCGUGCUCCUAGAGCCCUGGGGACUCUCCUCCAAGCAGCAAUACUCCAAAUGCACGUGCUGCAGCAUCUGGCUCACACAGAGCAGAGGUGCCAGAGCACUUUCAAAUGCAAAAAA